Molecule: messenger RNA, 1774 nt
Organism: Musa acuminata AAA Group (dessert banana)
Lineage: Eukaryota; Viridiplantae; Streptophyta; Magnoliopsida; Zingiberales; Musaceae
Product: cationic amino acid transporter 1-like
Exons: 2
Coding region: 32-1774 (580 amino acids)
Biological process (GO): transmembrane transport; amino acid transport
Cellular component (GO): plasma membrane
Molecular function (GO): L-glutamate transmembrane transporter activity; L-lysine transmembrane transporter activity
Source: RefSeq, a predicted model, not a curated record
CUGAAGAGGAGAUCCAAGAAGCGAAGUGGGCAUGGGGACCAUCAGCGAAGGCAGUGGCGGAGGGAAGCCGCAGAGAAGAACUUGUUCUUGCACCAAGCAGGACUUCCUUCCCGAGGAGUCGUUCCAGAGCUGGGCUAACUACGGCAAGGCGCUUAAGGAGACGGGAAUGCGACUCAAGGAUCGCGUCAUGUCGCGGUCCCUCGACAAGUCGGAGCUCACCGAGAUCAGGGCACGGAGUGGGCACGAAAUGAAGAAGAACCUCACAUGGUGGGACCUCAUCUGGUUCGGCAUCGGCGCCGUCAUCGGCGCCGGCAUCUUCGUCCUCACUGGCCAGGAGGCGCGUGACGAUGCUGGCCCUGCUGUGAUCCUUUCCUACGUCGUCUCCGGCGUCUCUGCCAUGCUCUCUGUUUUCUGCUACACCGAGUUCGCUGUGGAGAUUCCAGUUGCAGGUGGUUCCUUUGCCUAUCUUCGUGUCGAGCUCGGCGAUUUCAUGGCCUUCAUCGCUGCCGGCAACAUCCUCCUCGAGUACGUGAUCGGUGGUGCCGCCGUCUCCCGCUCAUGGACGUCGUACUUCGCCACCCUCCUAAACCACCACCCGAACGAUUUCCGCAUCCACGCUACCUCCCUUGAUCCCGACUACAGCCACCUCGAUCCCAUCGCUGUCGUCGUCAUCACCUUAGUCUGCGUCGCCGCUGUCCUCUCCACCAAGGCGACCUCUCGCUUCAAUUACGUAGCCUCCAUCAUCCACCUCGCCAUCAUCAUAUUCAUCAUCAUCGCCGGCCUCACCCACGCCAAUACCAAAAAUCUCUCCGAAUUCGCUCCCUUCGGUGUUCGCGGACUCUUUUCUGCCUCCGCUGUGCUGUUCUUCGCCUAUGUCGGCUUCGAUGCAGUGUCUACGAUGGCCGAGGAGACCAGAAACCCGGCGAAGGACAUCCCGCUGGGCCUCGUCGGUGCGAUGAUCAUCACGACCGUCUGCUACUGCCUACUGGCGCUCACUCUCUGCCUCAUGCAGCCUUAUGCGCAGAUCGACCCCGAUGCGCCCUUCUCGGUGGCCUUUGAGGCCAUCGGCAUGGACUGGGCAAAGUACAUCGUGGCCUUCGGCGCCCUCAAAGGCAUGACGACGGUUCUCCUCGUGUCGGCCGUCGGGCAGGCCCGCUACCUCACCCACAUCGCCCGCACCCACAUGGUUCCUCCAUGGUUCGCCGAGGUCCACUCCACCACCGGCACCCCCAUCAACGCCACCGUGGUUAUGCUCGUGGCCACUGCGAUCAUCGCCUUCUUCACCAACCUCAACAUCCUCUCCAACCUCCUCUCCAUCUCGACACUCUUCAUCUUCAUGCUGGUUGCGGUGGCCCUCCUCGUCCGACGUUAUUACGUCAGUGGCGAGACGACCGACACCAACCGAAACAAGCUCCUAGGCGCCAUCAUGCUGAUCCUGGCAUCUUCCAUCGCGACCGCUGCGUACUGGGCGGCAGGCGGGGAAGGGUGGGUCGGUUACGUGGUGACGGUGGUGGUAUGGUUCGGGGCGACAGGGUUCUUGUGGUGGGCGGUGCCGCAGGCGAGGGCGCCGCAGACGUGGGGAGUGCCGCUGGUGCCGUGGCUGCCGUCGGCGUCCAUUGCCAUCAACAUAUUCCUGCUCGGUUCAAUCGACGGGCCUUCGUUCGUGAGGUUCGGCGUAUGGACCGUACUGCUGCUCAUCUACUACUUCUUCUUCGGGCUCCAUGCGUCCUACGAUACGGCCAAGGCUUCAGCCGCUGACGGCGCUCGAGUAUAG